ACAAGCAACAAAGUUGUUGCACAAUUGAGGUCUUGCAACAAAAACGAGCCAAAAUUUCGAGUGACGUACACCGCAACAACAGCACAAGGCGACGAGCAGAUCCGAGGUCUUUCGUGACCUCAGACGUGACCCGGCAACACGCGGCCUCACCUCCGGCUCAUUCGCAGUGUUGCGCGCACUUCCAGAUAUCUCCCAGCCAUACACAGCAGCAGCAGUAGACAAUGGUGAGCUCCGCACGCCCCAGCGACGUGGGCAUCUUGGCCAUGGAGGUGCAUUUUCCCUCGGACUUUGUCGACCAGCGCGAGAUGGAGACCUUCGACGGCGUCGGCAGCGGCAAAUACACGCUUGGACUGGGUCAGCUGGGCAUGGCUGUGCCUGGAGACCGCGAGGACGUCAACGCAUUGGCGCUAACCGCCGUGUCGAGACUCAUGAGCAAGUUCCAAGUAUCUCCUGAGCAAGUUGGACGACUGGAGGUGGGCACGGAGACAUUGGUGGACAAGAGCAAGUCCACCAAGACUGUUCUUAUGCAGUUAUUUGGGGACAACACUGAUGUAGAUGGAGCUACAGUCAUCAACGCAUGCUACGGCGGCACAGCAGCGCUACUGAACGCGGUGGCGUGGGUCGACAGCUCGUUCUGGGACGGAAGAUACGCUAUUGUAGUGGCUACUGACAUCGCGGUGUACGCUAAGGGCCCUGCACGUCCCAGUGGUGGAUGUGGAGCUGUAGCCAUGCUCAUCGGACCUGAUGCUCCCAUGGUAUUGGACUGCAGGACCAAAUCCACCCACGCGACGAACGUCUGGGACUUCUACAAGCCCAAUGUGAGCAGUGAGUACCCAACAGUGGACGGUAAACUGUCCAAUUCAUGCUAUCUGCACGCACUGGAUGAAUGUUAUCAACUAUUUUGCAAGAAGAGCGAGGGCACAGCAAACGGGAAGGCACCUGGUGUGGCUUCAGUGGACUAUGCAGUGUUCCACUCGCCAUACAACAAACUAGUGCAGAAAUCAUUCGCUCGUCUGCUUUUCCUGGACUCAAGACGCUCGUUAAAGACUGGAGAUGAGGCUGCUAAAGAGAAGUUCGCUCAAUUGGCUAAAUGGGUUGACACGCCACUAGAAGAGACUCUUAAUGACCGCGAACUGGACCUGGCAGUUCGUGGUGUGGCCAAGGAGGACUUUAACACGAAAGUUUCACCAAGUUGCACCACUUCGCAGCAAUUGGGUAACUGCUACACUGCUGCAGUGUACAUGAACUUGGCUACGUUGGUGCACGCGCGUGCCAAAGAUCUGGCACUUGGCUCUCGAGUGCUCAUGUUCUCUUACGGCUCUGGCAGUCUUGCUACCAUGUUCGUACUGCGCACACGUGAGCCUGCUGAGCGCAAGUUUUCGUUGGAAAAUAUCGCUAAGUCGCUGGAUCUCACAGCUCGUCUUGAACGUCGUAACAAGAAGACCCCGGAGGAGUAUACGGCUCGUAUGAAGCUGCGUGAGAAAACCUAUGGUGCUAAGAACGGCGUGAAGCUCACACAGUCGAUUGCUUCGAUCCCUGAAGGAGAGUUCUACCUCGACCGGAUUGAUGAAAUGGGUCGUCGUUUCUACGCUCGUUCCAAGCCUCAAGUCACCUCUGAAGGCGACAACCAGGAGCAGCAGCGCUUAGUCAAGUCGACACAAGAACUCGCUGGUGCUGUGUAUGUGGCUGGUACAAGUGUGGGUCUUCCUGGUCAAGCCAAGGUGUUCGAAGGCGAAAAAUCUAUUGAGAAGCUUCUGCAAGGUGAAAACUGCAUCUGUGAACUCUCCGAUAAAGACAAAGACCGGAUGGUAGCUCAGAAUAUCACCCAAGUUCACAAGGAUAAGGCCACGGGAGAAGUGACGCGCUCUCCGGUCUCCACUCACGACAAGUGUAUCCAAGUGUCUGCUGUUGUGAAUGAUGUCGAUUUGGAGAAGGACUACGGUAUUGCCGCUACUAUUGCCAACUCGAUGGACAAGCCCACGCAGUUGGCUGUGGCUGCCGGUCUUGAGGCUGUUCGUAACGCUGGGCUUGUUGACGGGGUCAACGGUAAUUGGCGUUUACCCGAGAGUAUGCGUGACUCGACCGGUGUCAUUUACGCUACGUCCUUCCCUACUAUGAACGCUGCGGUGUCAGAGACCUCGCGUUACUACGAAGAGAAGGAGGGCGAGUCUGCCUAUGAGAUGGAUCGCAAGAUUCUCUUCCGACUGCUUGUGUUAGCCAACGCUCAAGUCGCUCAGCUUACCGGAGCUCGUGGUCUCAAUACCCAGAUUAACGCAGCAUGCGCUGGUGCCACACAGGCCAUUGGAAUGGCUCAGGACUGGAUUAACUCUGGUAAAUGCCAGCGUGUUAUUGUGGUGUCAAGUGAUACCGCUAGCUCGGAGACCAUGAUGCCGCUGAUCGGUGGUGGAUUCCGUGCACUUGGUGCUGCGUGUAUCGCUCCGACGGCGGAGACAGCGGCUCGUCCGUUCGAUGUGAAGCGCAGUGGAAUGAUUGUCGGUAGUGGAGCGAUCGGCGUCGUGUUGGAGUCUCCACUGGCCUUUGCAGAGCGUCAAGUGGCAGAACCAGCUACCGGAAAGACUGUGCGUCUACUUGCCACUCAAUUCAGCAACUCUGCUUAUCAUGGCGCUGCGUUGGAGCCGAACCACGUCGGUCAAGAGCUCGUACGCUUCCUGCAACGUGUAGAGUCGGACUUCGGUAUCACUCGCGAGGAAAUCGCACGCAACGGAGUCUACUACAGCCACGAAACCGGCACCAAUGCCUCGCCCAAGUCUUCGUGUGCUUACACUGAAGUGACUGCACUACGCACAGCCUUCGGUUCUGAGCUGUUGUCUAAGCUGACGAUCGCGAACACGAAGGGCUUUACGGGUCACCCCAUGGCUGUAUCAUUCGAGGACGUGGCAGCGAUCGAAGGUCUCCGAAGUGGUCGCGUACCACCUGUGGUGCACUUUGAGACCCACGACUCGAACCUGGGCGAGACUCCUCUUCGUCUCGCCACGGGAGAAGCGUACGCCCACAAAUACGCUCUACACUUCGCUGCAGGCUUUGGCUCACAGCUUGCGUUCACGCUGUACACGCUUGAAAACUGAGCGCAAUGGUAGAGGUAGAUAGACACACAAGGCGUUAAGCUGCAGGACUCCUAGAGCUCAAUUGACACGGAUCAUGACAUUCAUUAGGAGGUCUAGUACGUCAUAGACAAAACACGCACUGUCUUAGCGGAGUUAGCAAUACCAUAACCUAGAACUCCACGGACACGUUGCUGGCCGUGCGCUUGUCGCGGAAGCUGUUGGCCUCGUUGCCCCACACGUCCUGGUUGGCCGGACUGGGGCCGCCGCUGAACUCGAACGGGGUCUGCUCGCUCGAUGUGGUGCUGGACAUGACGCCCGUGCCGCCCAGAAUGCUGUCCGUGCGACGAAUGUGGCUGUCGUCAUCGAUAUCGAUCGAGGCCGGACUGCCGUAGCUGACAGGCACCGUGCCGGCACCGGCAGCGUACUGCGUCGCCGUGUAGUUGUUGCUGUAUCCACUCUCGCCGUAGUUGCUGCUGUAGUUGCUGCUGUAGUUGGUGUCGUAAUGACUUUCGUACUUGUUGCC
Phytophthora nicotianae INRA-310 is the source of this 3588-nucleotide messenger RNA. RefSeq names its product hydroxymethylglutaryl-CoA synthase. Bases 222 to 3086 code for a protein of 954 amino acids. Gene Ontology annotation, biological process: acetyl-CoA metabolic process. The record is from RefSeq and is a predicted model, not a curated record. NCBI's taxonomy places the organism in Eukaryota, Oomycota, Peronosporomycetes, Peronosporales, Peronosporaceae. The transcript has a single exon. Gene Ontology annotation, molecular function: hydroxymethylglutaryl-CoA synthase activity.